UGUCCCCUCACGACUGCAGAUGUUCAUGGCUUGCGUCCAUGAACAUUCCGCUCCUCACUGUCCCAUCGAGUUUGACUUUCUUCGAAAUAACGGCCAGGAAGCCUCGCAGAGCAUAUUUAGUGAAAAAUUCCCUCUACCGAGACAGCCACUCUGGUCCACGAUGGCUCCCAAGGCAGAUUGGGAAAAGUACAAGAAGCCAGAUGUGGACAAGAAGGAUGACGAGCCCAUCGUAGCGCUAGACGAGGGCGACAUUCAGCUCCUCAAGACGUAUGGUCAAGGACCCUACGCCAUCGCGCUCAAGGCGAUCGAGCAAGAGAUCAAGGAUGUUCAGUCUAGGAUCAACGAGAAGCAGGGUGUCAAAGAGAGCGAUACCGGUUUGGCACCUCCCAAUCUUUGGGACGUGGCUGCUGACAGGCAGAGAAUGGGAGAGGAACAUCCGUUGCAAGUAGCCAGGUGCACGAAAAUCAUCAAGGCGGGCGAAGGUGCUGACAAGAGGGAGAAUUCAGCUCCGGAUGGCAAUGCUGGCCCCGGCGGCGGAGACGCUGCCAAUGCAACCAACACUGGUGCUGCUGCAGGCAAUGCGGCCAGUGGCGGCAGAGCAAGACCCACACUCGGCGGUCUGGGCGGAUUGGGCGGCCUUGGAGGCCAAGGCGCUCCAAAUGCAGAAGAGGAGGACAAGUAUGUGAUCAACGUUAAGCAGAUCGCAAAAUUCGUCGUUGGUCUGGGCGAGCGAGUGGCACCCACAGAUAUCGAGGAGGGCAUGCGUGUCGGUGUUGAUCGCAACAAGUAUCAAAUCCAGAUUCCUUUGCCACCCAAAAUUGACCCUAGCGUCACUAUGAUGCAGGUCGAGGAGAAGCCGGACGUCACGUACGGAGAUGUUGGAGGCUGCAAGGAGCAAAUCGAGAAACUCAGAGAAGUCGUAGAGACGCCUUUGUUGAAUCCCGAACGCUUUGUCAAUCUCGGUAUCGACCCCCCCAAGGGAGUUCUGCUUUUCGGCCCACCUGGAACUGGCAAAACUCUUUGCGCGCGCGCAGUAGCGAACAGGACAGACGCCACCUUCAUCCGUGUCAUCGGAUCCGAGCUGGUGCAGAAGUACGUUGGAGAGGGAGCUCGAAUGGUUCGAGAGCUGUUCGAGAUGGCGAGAAGCAAAAAAGCCUGCAUCAUUUUCUUUGACGAGGUGGAUGCUAUUGGUGGAGCUAGAUUCGACGAUGGUGCUGGAGGCGACAACGAGGUUCAGCGAACCAUGUUGGAAUUGAUCAAUCAGCUGGAUGGCUUCGAUGCUAGAGGCAACAUCAAAGUACUCAUGGCGACGAACAGACCGGACACGCUCGACCCAGCAUUGCUGAGGCCCGGGCGUCUGGAUCGAAGAGUGGAGUUUGGCUUGCCAGACAAUGAAGGUAGAGCACACAUUCUUCGUAUUCACGCUCGAAGCAUGUCGGUCGAGCGAGACAUUCGAUUCGACCUUAUUGCCCGUCUAUGUCCCAACACGACAGGUGCUGAGCUUAGAAGCGUCGCAACUGAAGCCGGCAUGUUUGCCAUUAGAGCGAGGAGGAAGAUGGCCACAGAGAGGGACUUCUUGGACGCCGUGGAAAAGGUUGUCAGGCAAGGCUCCAAAUUCUCCAGCACGAGCCUGUACGCGCAGUACAAUUGAUCGUAGACACUCCGCAGCACGUCUGCCCCUAGCAAUCAGUAUGGGUUCACUUCAC
Molecule: messenger RNA, 1706 nt
Organism: Ceraceosorus guamensis
Lineage: Eukaryota; Fungi; Basidiomycota; Exobasidiomycetes; Ceraceosorales; Ceraceosoraceae
Product: putative RPT1-26S proteasome regulatory subunit
Exons: 5
Coding region: 161-1651 (496 amino acids)
Biological process (GO): proteasome-mediated ubiquitin-dependent protein catabolic process
Cellular component (GO): proteasome regulatory particle, base subcomplex
Molecular function (GO): ATP binding; ATP hydrolysis activity; proteasome-activating activity
Source: RefSeq, a predicted model, not a curated record